Molecule: messenger RNA, 786 nt
Organism: Psilocybe cubensis
Lineage: Eukaryota; Fungi; Basidiomycota; Agaricomycetes; Agaricales; Agrocybaceae
Exons: 5
Coding region: 1-786 (261 amino acids)
Biological process (GO): cellular response to oxidative stress; cell redox homeostasis
Cellular component (GO): cytoplasm
Molecular function (GO): thioredoxin peroxidase activity
Source: RefSeq, a predicted model, not a curated record
AUGGCCCCUCGCAAGGUCUCUGACGCUCCUGCAACUGAGCCCAGGCGCUCUGGCCGAAUUGCCUCGCAGCCUGUGGUUGCGGCUCCUGAAAAACCCGCCAAAAAGCCCAAAGCAACGAAGAAAAGAUCAGCUGAAGCUUUGGAUGAGCCAAAGGACGAAUCUGCCACCAAAAAGGCAAAGGCGGACCCAGAUAACGCGGCAGCUGCCCCUACUGAAACAGAAGCUCCAAAAGAAGAGGCCCCAGCUCCUCCUGCAACAGAGGAUGCGAAAGAAGACGCUAAGGACUCGGAAGAGGCCCAAGCUGCCCCUGCUGUUGCCGAGACGGAGGCGGAAGGGAGUAAGGACGCCCCUGUUCCAAUAAAACAACUGGAAAUUGGAGAUAACUUACCUGCGCUCACCCUUCAAAACGAGGAGGGCGGGGAGAUCAAAGUUGCCGAACUGGCUGCUGAGAAAGGAGUCGUUCUUUUCCUCGUCCCUAAGGCUGCUACUCCUGGUUGUACUAAUCAGGCUUGUGGAUUCCGAGAUAUAUACCCUGACUUUACGUCGUUGAACUACGAUGUAUAUUGUCUGAGUGCCGACUCGCCUACUGCACAAAAUAAAUGGAAAACUAACGCAAACCCCAAGAGAACUCUCAUCACAGCUUUGGGUGCGGGACAAGACGGCAAGACGAAGAGAAGCCAUUUCAUCUUCGAAAAGGGCGGUAAACUUGUAGAGAAAAAGCUUCCUGUAUCACCCAAGGACAGUCCCAAGUUGGCACUCGAGUUCAUCAAAGCCCGAAGCGAGUGA